AAAAUAAAUAUGCAGUGGAAACUGUUGAAAGCUUUAGCUUUGCUGAGCAGCUUGAUUAUAGUGCGAAUCAAUGGCAUACAAGAUGCCGACGGCAAGCGCAUAGAGAGCAAGUUUGAGCGUGUUAGCCAGCUAUAUCCACAGGUUACUGCGCAGUCUAGCGAGGCCGCGGAUUGGCGCUUUGCGGAUAAGGACCAGACGCAUCCCUGCAAGCGUGAAUGCCAGGAGCAGCAGCCCAUGACAUGCUACUACUAUAUGGUGGUGCACUAUGAUGAAACAAUGUCCGCAACAUGCAAGCGUUACUUACAGGCCAAGUAUCGUUUUAAGCUAAAUGGUAAGGAGUACGUAGACAACUUUAAAGUGGCGGAGCAGGAGCCGCUCAACGAUGACUGCAAGUAUGCGGAUGGUCUGGAGACGCAAGUUAUGGUGGUUAAUGGCAAGCUGCCAGGGCAAGCCAUAGAGGUCUGCUAUGGCGACACCAUUGUGGCAGAUAUAAUCAAUGCCAUGCACGAGACAACCACUAUACACUGGCAUGGUAUACACCAACGCAAGACGCCGCAUAUGGAUGGAGUACCACAUGUUACCCAGUAUCCCAUUGAGGCUGGUCAGGCAUUUCGCUAUCGCUUUGAGGUGGAUCAUGGCGGCACCAAUUGGUGGCACAGUCAUACCGAGCAUCAGCGCGCCUUUGGUCUGGCGGGUGCGUUGAUUGUACGCCAGUCCCUAAAGCUUAAUCCUCAUGCGCAUCUGUAUGACUUUGAUAGCUCGGCGCAUGUGAUUAUGAUACAGGACUGGGUCCACAACUUUGAUGAGAGUAUUGCUGAGAAUAUUCUAAUCAAUGGACGUGGGCGUAAUAUGAAAAAGAACUCGAAGACAAGACCCACACUCUAUGCCGCAUUUAACGUCAUCCGUGGUGGUCGUUAUCGCUUUCGUGUCAUAUUUAAUGGCGUCUCCAACUGUCCUAUUAGCCUGAGCAUUGACAAUCACGACUUGGUGGUCAUAUCCAGUGAUGGCAAUGACAUUGAGCCUGUGGAGGUGCAAAAGAUCAUGUUCCAUGGCGCUGAACGCUACGAUUUUGUCCUGCACGCAAAUCAGGAUGUAGCUAACUAUUGGUUACGCAUCAAGGGCUACAGUUUCUGUGCCAAGAACGAGCUACAUCAAGAGGCAGUGCUGCACUAUCAGGAUGCAGAUCCACGCGCCUUGAGCACACACACCUUAAGCUAUGCCUAUGAUGCCCCAGGUGUUAUGCUCAAUGAGCUGGGCGAUGAUGCUGGUGGCAGCAGCGAGCAGAGCAUUUCUUUGAUCAGCUUAAACUCCAAGCUUGUGGAGCCGGCCCUAAACCCCUCGGUUACCUUUUAUACCAGCAUGAAUGCUGUGGAGAUGCGCGGCGAAGGUUUUCGCUUCCAAAUGGAUGACAUUACGUUCAGCAUGCCAAAGAUGUCGCUACUACAGACACGAAAUCUGGGCAUUGGACAGUUCUUCUGCAAUAGCUCACAGCAGGCGGCGUUGGGAUUCAACUGCAAGAGUCGCCACUGCAAGUGCUCCAAUGUGAUACAUGUGCCGGCAAAGAAAAAUGUCGAAUUUGUCAUCUCCAGCAAGUCGAUUACGCCGCAUCCCAUUCAUCUGCAUGGCUACACGUUCCGUGUUGUGGGCAUGGGUGUGCUGGGGGAGCAGCGCAUUGGCCAGAUUGAAACAAUUGACAAGCGUACACCUUUACCCCGUCGUAAUCGUGGUGCGCCUUUGAAGGACUCCGUGCAGGUUCCGGCAUUUGGUUACACCAUUAUUCGGUUCAACUCUGAUAGUCCUGGUUAUUGGAUGUUCCAUUGUCACAUAUCGCCGCACUCUGAGAAUGGCAUGGCAGCUGUUGUGCGCGUUGGCGAGGAUGUCGAAAUGAAAAUGUGUCCUGUUAGCAACUGUGGACUCUGUAGUUCCGUGGCCUAAGCUUCUAUGCGUAAGUACUAUUUGGCUUCCCGCUACAAAUUAAAUAAAUGCAUGUAUUUUUGUUUUUAAAUGACAAUUGCUUGUAGCCGAUGUUAAUAAUUUAGAUACAUAUGUA
Messenger RNA from Drosophila busckii, 2050 nucleotides. It is a transcript of the gene Mco4, whose product is annotated as laccase-1. The transcript is spliced from 3 exons. Gene Ontology annotation, biological process: iron ion transport. Gene Ontology annotation, molecular function: copper ion binding; oxidoreductase activity. Gene Ontology annotation, cellular component: plasma membrane. The record is from RefSeq and is a predicted model, not a curated record. Bases 10 to 1935 code for a protein of 641 amino acids. NCBI's taxonomy places the organism in Eukaryota, Metazoa, Arthropoda, Insecta, Diptera, Drosophilidae.